CAUCUCCCCUCCCGCCUACAGGUGUAUUUUUCUUUUCUCUGUUACGAGUCCCUGCGACGUCUCCUGAAGUCUCUCCUACGAAGUUUCUCGCAAAUCGAGCUCAGAUCUGAUAACGAUGCCUGCUAGACAUUGCUGCUGCUGCCUGCCUCUGCGCCUCGGUGCAUUCGUCAUUUCCCUCUUCCAACUUCUGGGCUCUGGCCUCAUUGCUGCUGUACUGUGGAUUGGGAUCGCCCAAGAGGGCGGGCAACUUGCGAAGAAUUACAAAAUUGCAGCGAUCGUUGCCGGUGUCUACUACUCUCUCGUUGCCCUUUCGUCACUCAUUGCUCUCAUCGGGACCUUCGUCCGUUCACGUCGCGCCCUCGCCCAGUAUGCUUACUGGCUGUGGUGGGCUGUCGGCGUCAACAUCGCCUUGGACGUCUGGAACCUCGUCAUAAUCUUCAGGACGGACAAAGACGAUCUGGUCAAGGACUGCGUCAACGGCUCGACAGACCAGAAUGUUAUCGACACCUGCAACAAGACGGUGGACAGCACAUGGUGGAAAGUCGUCGUUAUUGCGUCCAUGGUGCUCGGACUUUUAAUCCAGUGCUGGGCUGCAUACAUCGUGUCCUCUUACGCGCAGAAGCUGGAGGACGAGCAGUCGUGGAAGGCAAACGUCCCUCUCGCAACCGGUGCAAACUACCCAGGGACAGGCUACAAGUACGAGGCCGCCCCCGGACGUGCGUCCAUGGAGGCUCUCACUGGCGCGCCGGGCUACGCGCCCAACUACCCCUAUGCCGACACCAAUCAUUCCUUUGGCGCCAACGCCGCGCCGUACGACCCUCAUCAGAAGGUCUGAGCGUCGUUGUGAGGCGUGGAAGGAUAUGUGGUGAUAUCGGUCGACGAGUCGGGUUUGGAGGAUGCGGCGGAGGGCUUCAAAUUGAUUGACCACUGAGAUGGUGUUGGGCGGGCUGAUCGCAUGAUAAAUUAUUUUGUUGACCCCGCGGACUUUCUUCUGCUAAGCUGCGUUGUCAUUUUUUGAGACUGUUACAUAUGUAUGGAUUGCUCUCAAGCGGAGCAGCGUGUACAGAACCCGUGGGUAUACCAAAAAUACCAUAUCCCGAUGCCGGAAAUCUGUCGCGAG
Messenger RNA from Stereum hirsutum FP-91666 SS1, 1120 nucleotides. RefSeq lists its product as uncharacterized. The record is from RefSeq and is a predicted model, not a curated record. Lineage: Eukaryota; Fungi; Basidiomycota; Agaricomycetes; Russulales; Stereaceae. The coding region runs from base 116 to 835 and encodes 239 amino acids. The transcript is spliced from 4 exons.